ACAGGGACGUGACCUUCCCUGGCUGAGCCUUACGAUGUGGGGUCAGGAUGCCUCGGUGCCCCGACGUCGUCUGGCGCAACCUUUCAGGGGCGCUUCUUGGCUGCUGGUGCUGCUGCUGAGCUUGGCCCUUGCCCGGAAAGGGGGCUCGGCGGCACACUGCCCCAGCAAAUGCGUCUGCGCCAGCAACAUCAUCAGCUGCUCCAAGGCCAACCUGAGUGUCUUCCCCCAUCCCCUUCCCUCGUAUGCGGCCGUCCUAGACUUCAGCUACAACCAGCUGACGCGCCUGCGGGCAGAGUGGGCGCCUUCCCCGCUUCACCAUCUGCACUCCCUGUUCCUCAGCCACAACGGCCUUUCCUUCAUCUCCACGGAGGCCUUCACCAAUGUCCCUCACCUCAAGUACCUGGACCUCUCCUCCAAUAGCAUCCAGGAGCUGGGGGAGAACCACUUCAGCCACCUGGUGGAGCUGGAGGUGUUGCUGCUGUACAGCAACAAGAUCUCCAAGAUUGACCGGACCGCUUUUGAAGAGAUGACCAAGCUCCAGAAGUUGUACCUGAGCCAUAACGCCAUCGGCCGCUUCCCCCAAGAGCUGCUGAAGAAAGACGAGGGGGGCUUCCCGGAGCUGGCCUUGCUGGACCUGUCUUGCAACAAGAUCAAGGAUAUUUCCGUGGACGAGGUGAACAAGCUCCCGGCCUGGGUGAAGAACGGCCUCUACGUCCACGGCAACCCCCUCACCUGCCAGUGUUCGCUCUACAACCUCUUCACCCACUGGCAGAAGCGGCAGCUGAGCUCUGCCACGGACUUCAAGGAGGAACUCAAGUGCUUGCUCCAGAAAGACAGCAAAAGCAUCAAAAUCUCCAGCCUCAGUGGCCCAGGGGGGAUGAACUGCAGCGAGUUCAAGGAGCAAGUGCUGGAGGUCCAUCGCGGGGAAGAGGUGAUCAUCAACUGCGACACGAGGCAGCGAGGGGUGAUGAUCAGAGAGUGGCUGACCCCCCGCUACGAGCGUGUCCCCCAGGAGGGCGACAACAGCUCCAUGACCAUGCUGACCAACGGGAGCCUUCAGAUCAAAAACAUCAGCGUGGAGGACAUGGGUCCGUAUACCUGCUAUGCGGUCAGCCAGGUGUUCAACGAGACCCUCUAUGUGCACGUCACGGUCCACAACUACUCCUUGCACGGGACCCCGGACACCCUCAACACCGCCUACACCACGCUGGUGGGCUGCAUCCUGAGCGUCAUCCUCGUGCUCAUCUACCUUUACCUGACCCCUUGCCGCUGCUGCUGCCGCAACGGCGAGAAGCAGGCCAGCCAGCGCGAGGACAGCAUCAACUCCUCGGUGCUCAGCACCACUCCCAACCACAACGCCGGCGGGGGAAAGGAAGGGCUGAACCGGCACAUGGCGCCUGGCAACGUGCAAGGCCAGAAUGGCAAAUGCAAAGCCAACAGCUCCCCCAAGCAGGCGGCCAAAGGGUCCCAGAAGGCAGAGCGGAAGAUGUCGGAUGCGGACUCUGUCAGCUCCGUCUUCUCCGACACGCCCAUCGUGGGGGCCUCGCAGGGCGAAGGCGGGAGAGGAUCCGGCAGGGAUAAGGCAGGGGCCGAAUUAGUGGGGCUGCUGUGAUCGUUCUGGCACUGGG
Molecule: messenger RNA, 1628 nt
Organism: Lacerta agilis (Sand lizard)
Lineage: Eukaryota; Metazoa; Chordata; Lepidosauria; Squamata; Lacertidae
Gene: AMIGO1
Product: adhesion molecule with Ig like domain 1
Exons: 1
Coding region: 35-1612 (525 amino acids)
Molecular function (GO): protein binding
Source: RefSeq, a predicted model, not a curated record